This is a messenger RNA of Lacerta agilis (Sand lizard), 3725 nucleotides long. RefSeq names its product collagen type XIX alpha 1 chain (gene COL19A1). The record is from RefSeq and is a predicted model, not a curated record. Bases 237 to 3455 code for a protein of 1072 amino acids. Lineage: Eukaryota; Metazoa; Chordata; Lepidosauria; Squamata; Lacertidae. The transcript is spliced from 48 exons.
AGAGCUGGGGGCUGUCCUGCCGUACAGUUGUAUUCUCUCUGUGUGCUUGCUGAGUGGGAGGGUCACACCGUGUGAGACUAAUAAGGACAGAGCUGCGUCCCCUUCUCCCACUCUUUAGAGACUCCAGCAACUCCUCGGCAACUACAGCAGCUUUGUACAGGCAUUUGCUGCGCUUCUGGGGAGGGGGAACUUAAUCAAAGAUUUCUGGUCAUUUGUUCACAUGUGUUCAAGAGGAGAUGAAGGCAAUUGGAUCUUGCAUAAUUUGGCUUGGGUUGGUCAUCCUUCUUCCAGUCUCUCAUUCUAUAGCAGUCACUGAUAAAACAGCUACUGCAUGCCCAGUAUUGAAAACAGAAGGACAUCAAUUUAGCCACCAAGAAAACCUUGAUGUUUCAGGUUUUGAUUUAACCCAAAGCUUUUCUUUGAGGCAGACUUCAUGUGGAGUUGGAAAGCCUUGCUUUAAGUUGGGGAAUACGCCUCUUAUCAGAGACUCUCAGAAAGUGUUUCCAAAUGGGAUUCCAGAGGAAUAUUUCUUAACAGCCACAUUCCGUGUUAGGCGAAACAGCAAAAGGGAACGGUGGUAUUUGUUGCAAAUUUUAGAUCAGCACAACAUGCCACAGGUUUACAUCACCGUUGACGGUACGAAAAAAAAUGUAGAGUACGUUGCACAGUCCACCCAGGGGGGCUCAUUGCACUACACCUUUAGAAGUCGGGAAAUCCACCCUGUUUUUGAUCGGCAGUGGCACAAGCUUGGCAUCAGUGUGCAAUCAAGGAUCAUUUCUCUCUAUGUGGACUGCAGCUUAAUUGAGCAAAGGGAGAUUGAUGAGAAUACUACUACGGACUUUCAAGGGAAGAUUCUUAUUGCUACCCAUUCUUUAGAUGGCAAGCCUGUAGAUAUUGAAGUUGGCCGCAUGAUAAUAUACUGCAAUCCCUGUCUUGCUGCUCAGGAGACUUGCUGUGAAUUAUCUGAGAAUAUGUGCCCUUUGGAAGAAGGCUUGAAAACUACUGCAGCAUCACCAUCAACUGUUCAUGUUAGUGAAAUACAUGCACUUCCAAUAAUGGAAAAAAAACCUGAAGAAAAAUGCUUUUGCUCUUCAAAUAAGGGAGAAGCAGGUUUGCCAGGAGUACCUGGUUUGCCAGGACAGAAAGGAGAAAAGGGUGAAGAAGGAGCUAAAGGAGAAAAUGGCACCCCUGGUUUUCCCGGCGAGAAGGGAGAAGAUGGUCUGAUUGGUGUUCCUGGUCCUCCUGGUGGUUUUGGUGAAAAGGGUGAACAUGGCUUGAAGGGUGACAAAGGUGAAGUUGGAGAAAAGGGUGAAAAAGGAGAUAACGGAGAGCAAGGAACAGAUGGAACACCUGGAAGAGAUGGUUUGAAAGGUGACCCCGGUGAUCCUGGAAUGGCUGGUAUAAAGGGAGAAAAGGGAGAUAUGGGACCUCCAGGACCAGCUGCCCUUAGUGGUGUGCCAGGAAUAGAAGGUCCUCAGGGGCCACCUGGGAAAGAAGGCCAGAGGGGACGACGAGGAAAGCCAGGACUCCCCGGAAAGGCAGGGCCACCAGGACCGCCUGGUCCUCCAGGUGCAUUAGCACUUCAAGAUUCCUUUAAAGGGCCAUUUUACCAGAGUUAUCAAGAAAAAAUGGGCUUCAAAGGAGCAAAAGGUGAAAAGGGAGAGCCUUCACAGAAAGGAGAAAAGGGAGAUCCAGGUGCAUCCGGGGAACCUGGCCCUUCUGGACCCAUUGGAAGUCCAGGACCACAGGGCUUAACGGGAGAACAUGGAGUACCUGGAAGACCAGGGAUUAAAGGAGAAAAGGGGGACUCUGGUGGAAUCAUAGGCCCCCCAGGGCCGCCAGGUUCUAAAGGUGACACAGGACCUCCAGGAUCAGGCCUUCCAGGAAAACCAGGACCGGCAGGCAUUCCUGGAGCAGUUGGUCCACGGGGGCCUAAGGGUGAAAGAGGGCUGCCUGGAGUACAAGGGCCUCCUGGAGAGAUGGGUCCAGCAGGAAAUGGAACCCAAGGCACUCCUGGUCUUAAGGGGCCUCCUGGGGCACCGGGCUUCCAGGGCUCAAGAGGACCUCCUGGAUUACCAGGUACUCCAGGAACACCAGGUAUUGAUGGUAUUCCAGGACGUGAUGGAAAGCCAGGACUCCCAGGGCCUCCAGGUGACCCAGUUGCUCUUCCUCUUCUUGGAGAUAUGGGUGCUUUAUUGAAGGGUGAUCCUGGUCCAAGAGGUCCCCCAGGAAUCCCGGGUAGAGAAGGGCCCAAGGGAAACAAAGGUGAACGUGGAUUUCCUGGGCUGCCUGGAGAAAAAGGUGAUGAGGGUCUUCAAGGUAUUCCAGGACUUCCUGGCGUAGCAGGGCCUUCUGGACCUUCAGGGGCUGUCGGAAGACCUGGACACCCAGGCUCACCAGGGACAAAAGGUGAAAAGGGAAACGAGGGUAUUCCUGGAAAGCCUGGACCUCCCGGACCACCCGGUGUGCCGUACAAUGAAGGAAAUGGCAUGAGCAGCCUAUAUAAACUACAGGGGGGUGCCCACGUUCCCACAUACGCUGGUCCACCUGGGGCACCUGGCCCAAAAGGUGACACCGGAGCAGUGGGAGAACCGGGUCCAAUGGGACUGCCAGGAUUAGAGGGACUUCCUGGAGAAAAGGGAGACCGCGGACCAGCAGGUCCUCCAGGAGUUCCAGGAGUACCUGGAAAGCAUGGUGCUCCAGGACCACCAGGGAUCCCUGGUGAACCAGGUGAAAGGGGCCCUGUUGGAGAUAUUGGCUUUCCUGGACCAGAAGGGCCAGCUGGAAUACCAGGCAUAAAUGGAAAGGAUGGAUUACCUGGCCCUCAGGGUUUAUUGGGUAAGCCUGGUGACAGAGGUCCCAAAGGAGAACGAGGGGAUCAAGGCAUACCAGGAGACAGGGGCCUGCAGGGCGAAAGAGGAAAGCCAGGCCUUCCAGGAGAGAAAGGGUCUGUAGGACCCAUGGGCCCCUCAGGGAACAAAGGGAAUCCCGGAUCUCCGGGGCAUAAGGGCCCUCCAGGUUCACCAGGUGUCCCAGGCUUACCGGCUGACUCAGUUUCGUUUGAAGAAAUGAAAAAAUAUAUCAGACAAGAGGUCCUUAGAGUUUUUGAAGAGAGGAUGGCUCAGUUUGUGUCUCAGCUCAAAUUGCCUGCUGCCAUGCUUGCUUCCCAAACUCAUGGGAAACCAGGUCUUCCAGGAAAAGAUGGGUUGCCUGGGCCACCCGGAGAACCUGGACCUCCAGGGUACAGAGGACAGAAAGGUGAAAGAGGUGAGCCUGGAAUUGGCCUGCCAGGUGAUCCUGGUCCACCUGGCCCUUCAGUCAUUGGUAUGCCGGGACCGCCCGGAGCUCCAGGAGGACCAGGUCCACAUGGCCCACCUGGGCCAUCAGGAAGAUGCAACCCAGCAGACUGCUAUUACCACAUCUCUCAAACUCAACCACGAACAACUGGCAAAUGAAAAUCUUCUCCAGAAGUACUUUGAUUCCUGGUUUACCCUUUCCUUUCUUCCCUCCUGCCCUCGUUCCUAAUUUAAGCUUUAAAAUACUUGGUACCUUUUUUUGUGUCUAUAUACAUGAUAUUGUGUGUAGGCAUUUUACAGAGCAUCUCAAUGGAACAAUGUUUAUUUUCCAGUUAAGCCAAUGCCAAGAUGUUGUUUUCUUGAGUUCAUUCCAUGUGUUUAUAAUUUUAGGCUAGUUUUCUAUAGCAAAAUGCAAUUUUCUUGCAUUCU